This is a messenger RNA of Colletotrichum graminicola M1.001, 945 nucleotides long. RefSeq names its product kelch domain-containing protein. Lineage: Eukaryota; Fungi; Ascomycota; Sordariomycetes; Glomerellales; Glomerellaceae. Gene Ontology annotation, molecular function: protein binding. The transcript is spliced from 2 exons. The record is from RefSeq and is a predicted model, not a curated record. Bases 1 to 945 code for a protein of 314 amino acids.
AUGGGAGAUAGAUAUCUCGACACUAAAGAGCCUGCCACCAUUAGAAUCCCGACUAUCGCCGCCACCUUCGUGAGCGUUUGCGCCGUCUCUGCCCAGGGCAGAAGCUUCACCGGCCCUCGCGCAUCAAGUGCCUGGCAUGACUUGGCGUCGAUCCCGCUUCUCCCACCACAGGAGCAUGCCGCAGUCGCGAUCAACUCCACGGCCAUCGCCGUCCUUGGAGGCAUCACGGGGUCCUCGGCGACGGGCGUGUGGAACAACACCGACCUCGUCACCCUGUAUGACGUCCCCUCGGACAUGUGGACCCCCGCCGCUCCUUUGCCCGUGGCCCUCAACCACCCCAACGCCGCGGUGGUGGACGGCAAGAUCUACCUACUCGGCGGCCUCGCCGAGACGUUGGACCAGAACGGGACCUGGAGGGCGGUCCCGGACUGCUGGGUAUACGAUCCGGCGCGAGACCGCUGGGAGCCCGUCACCCGCUUCCCUCCCGGCACGGAACGGGGCAGCGCGGCCGUCGGCAUCUUCGGCACCAAGAUCUACCUAGCAGGCGGCCUUCGGUCCAUGGAAACAGUCCCCGGCGGCACGAUCGCCACCGUCGACGAUGUAUCGGUGUACGACACGGCGACGGACACCUGGACCCCCCUCGGGACUCACCCCCUGCCGCAGCCCAGAGACCACGCCGGCGGAGCCGUCGUCGCCAACGUGUUCUAUGUGAUUGGUGGCCGGCACGUUGCCGGGGGGCUCCUCGCAAGCGACUCUGUAUACGUCCUCGGCCUCGCUGCUCCCGACCGCCAGGGCCGGGCACGGCACGGCGGUGUUUGGCGGCCGGAUCUACACAUUCGGCGGGGAGGCAAACCUUCAGGCGGCCUCGGGGGUGUUCAGCGAGACAGAGGUGUUGGACCCGGCGACGGCAUCAUCAUCCCGGGGGGGGGUGGCCUGGGGGUCUAG